This is a messenger RNA of Mangifera indica (mango), 658 nucleotides long. RefSeq names its product ethylene-responsive transcription factor ERF098-like. Gene Ontology annotation, molecular function: DNA-binding transcription factor activity; DNA binding. The record is from RefSeq and is a predicted model, not a curated record. Gene Ontology annotation, biological process: ethylene-activated signaling pathway; regulation of DNA-templated transcription. The transcript has a single exon. NCBI's taxonomy places the organism in Eukaryota, Viridiplantae, Streptophyta, Magnoliopsida, Sapindales, Anacardiaceae. Bases 7 to 480 code for a protein of 157 amino acids.
UUGUCUAUGGAGCACCUAGGGGACAAAGGCAAAGAAGAGAGAAGAAAUAAAGAAGUUCGAUAUCGAGGAGUUCGAAGAAGGCCUUGGGGAAAGUUUGCUGCAGAGAUUAGAGACCCUUCGAGGCAAGGUGCACGGUUGUGGCUGGGGACAUUCGACACGGCUGAGGAGGCUGCUCGUGCUUAUGAUCGUGCAGCGUUUAAUCUCAGAGGUCAUCUUGCUAUUCUCAACUUCCCUAAUGAUUAUUAUUCUCAAGUAAUGGGUUUUGGUCCUCUUCGUCCUUUAUCAUCUGUUAUAUUUCCAUCAUCAUCAUCAUCUUCUGCUUCUUCAUCCUCUAGUUUUCGACCUAGUGAGGGUUUUGAGAGGGGAACUUCUUCAAUUGGACAACAAAAACCAGUUUUUGAGUUCGAGUAUUUGGACGAUAAGGUGUUGGAGGAGAUGCUUGAGUCAGAAGAAGAAAAGAAGAAGCGAAAUAGAGAUUGAAUUUUGCUGGCUUGGUAUUGAUACAUUUGCUUAAAUACUGGAGUUUCUUGUAAUUCCUCAACACAAAGUACUUAACUAAACAAUGUAUAAUGGGAGAGGUGAAUUAAGAAAUAUAAUGCUCUAAAGAGUAACCUAAGGUGAGUUUGUUGGCAUUUUUAUAAUAAAAGCUUUCAAUUUC